UUAUGUCUUUAUGGAAAUUCAUAUUGAUAACAUGCUCCAUGCAACAAUUUCUGGAACAGUUUAGAACUCCUCCUACCCGCUCCUACCUCUGCACGGAAGAGUAGACUGUUCAAUAUGAACGUCACCUGUGUACGCACCUAUCACGUAGAGGUAAAGGUGGUCUGCGUGCUGCAGGGGAAGGAGAAAUUCACCGUUGAAACAUUUUUUGAAGACCGCUGUUAUGGCGGAGUCUCAGCUUACGUGCAUGGACGACGAGAAUGUCAACGAAAAGAUACCAGAAUCCAAACCAGAAUUCUACUACAGCGAAGAGCAGAGGGCUGCACUCGAGCAGCUAUUGAAGAACGGUGAUGGCGCGUUCAAGAUGAGACUGAAAGAGGACAACGUGAAAGACUUUCUGUCGGGCCGCGAGAUAAAAUGGAUUCGGAAAACUUUUGAGGAAUAUGACCAAGAUAGUGACUCUGAGAAUAUCGGAUACGAAAAGGCCCAGGACUCUUAUGUAGAUUCAGGUGUCCACUCCACGUACUGGCCUCAGAUGUCGGAUACGGAGAUCCCCCCGCUUGAUAUUGGUUGGCCUGGUAGCACAGGGUUCUACAAAGGUGUCACGCGAGUGUCAGUUUACACUCACCCUCCCAAAGAGAACUGGCCUCACAUAAAGGAGGUGGUGAGGAGACUUAUUCAAGAUUCUAACAAGGUGGUAGCCGUGAUCAUGGACAUGCUUACAGACUUACACAUUCUCCAGGACUUAUUGGAUGCAGCACACAGGAGAGGGGUGGCAGUGUACAUCAUAUUGGAGGCUUGUGGUGUGCCCCACUUUCUGGAUAUGUGCACACGGUUACAGAUCAGUGCUCUGCAUCUGCGGAACCUGCGUGUGCGAACGGUGAAAGGCUGUGGGUUGGCCCUGUCCUUUGGGAAGUUACCCGGUUCUCUGGGCUCCAAAUACAUGCUGGUGGACGGAGAAAAAGUCAUGUUUGGCUCUUACAGCUUCACAUGGAGCUCUUCUCGGAUGGACAGGAACACGAUAACAGUAAUGUCUGGGCAGGUGGUGGACUUCUUUGACAAUGACUUCAGGGAAAUAUACGCUGCAUCCAACAAUGUGGAUCUUUACAAGGAGUUCCAUAUCAGCAAGCCUCCCAUGCCCGCACCAGUGAAGAUUUCGGCGGAGAUCCCCAAGCCCCUGACAGUGUCCACCUCCCGUUUCCAGGUGUCUCUAGGGGACUCUCGAGGGCAGGCGGACAUGAGGGUUCCUGCUCAUAAAUAUCACAACCCGAAGUAUUCUCUGGUGGUAGGGAACAGUCUGGGGCUCACAGGCUCCUUGCAGGACCUGUCCACACACAGAGAUAGCCUGGUCAAUGGCCAUAAACACAAUGGCCUCUCCAAGCUGCUCCGUGCCAACUACGGUAGUAGUGUGGAUCUGGACACGAUCACCAACACGUCCCAAAGUUCUCCUAUGGAGGAUGGGGAGGAGGAGAAAGGGGGCUUGAAGAAGCUUCAGGCUAUUGCUAAAAAACGCAGUUCCUUCAGACUCUUCCUGAAAGGCAGAGGAUCCAGUCACAAUAGUGAGACUAUAGAGGAACAUGUUGCUAUUUCUUCAAGCGCAUCCCCUACACCCCAGAGCUUUUCUCCUGCCUGCACAAAACCCUCAUUUACACGCUCAAUCCCCUCCCCUACCCACCCAGUCCUCUCCCCUACACAACCAAUACCCUCCCCUGCACAAUCUAUCCCCUCCCCUGCGCGGCCAGUACCCUCCUCUACACACCUAAACCCCACCCCUACAUGCCUAAACCCCACCCUUACAAGCCCAGACCCCUCCUCUACCCGGAAAGUCUCAGAAACCAAUGGCACUGACACUGAGGACUCAUUUGAGAUUAUAGAGAAACCUUCCUUGUUGAAAUUUAACAAAAAGCACUCAAAUUUGUCUCAAAGAAGUAUUUCCCUAAUGACCCUCAACAGAGGAGAGGAUGUCGAAAAGCAACACAAGAAGCCUUUGAAGAAAAACUGCAUUCAGUCCUGAGAUGAAGAGGACAGUGAAUGGAGGAAGUUCACCUGCAAGGUAGAAGCAGCGAACCAUGUGCUUUUGAAGUGAUUGUAUCAGAUGCAGUAUAAGAUUUGCUACCAUAUUAAUGGGUUAGAGCAUCUCACCAGUAACCCAGAGGUAGCUACGUCAAAUCCCAGUGCAGGCAAAACAUGUGUUGCUUUGUCCCCUAGCAAUGCCUUGGACCCUAGCUGUUCACAGGUUGUAGCUGUAAUGGAGAAUGAAAAAAUGCACUGUUCAUUCUAUGAUCCUUAGAAAGACUUUGGCUGUCAGUGUUAAACUGCUAAUUAAGAUGAGCCUCAGGUUGAAGUUUACCUGGAGGAAUUUGAUUGCUCCUACCAGUGAGUGUUGCUUGAGUGCUGCCGGUAUUGAUGCCAAAUGACGACAUUCCCCAGCUAUGUCAGGGAAUUGACAAUGCAGACAUGAUCUGUCAAUCAUUUUAUGCUUGAAAGAUUGUCUUUUGUUACUGGUUAAAUAAGAAGUCAACAUUGUGUAUAUUCCCUGAUCGUUUUUGUUGUCAUGGCAGCUUUUAAAAACACAUCCAUCCUAAUUAUCUGUUCUAAAAGUGUCUGUCCUACAUUAGAAAGGGGAAAGGAAAAGUGAUCAGCUCUCUCCUCUUACACAGGAGUAUAAUUUUACCAAGGACGCUUUGUUGAAUUGUUUCUGGUCUGGACCUUAACUCCACUGGAGUGGGUAGUCCCUGAAUAAUGAAUGAUGUAUUGAGAGAUCAGGCUGUUUUGCUGUUAACAUGGUACAAUUCAUUGUCUGACAAUUCGACUGAAGAUCUCACAAUGUUUUUUGUUUAUCGCACCAUUUUCUAAACUCCAGACUGUAAAUCGCAGGAGGUCAAUUCCUUCUGUGAUACUGGAACCACCAUGUCUGGCACCAGGUCGCAUAGAUCACACCUUUUCCCCAUUCUUUGACCAAUCAAAUGAACUUCUUGACCUUGUUUGCAUGAUUUAUAUAUUGAAUUGUAAUGAUAUGUUUCACUUCUUAGCUAUUUGCUAUUUGUAGGGGACAAUUACUGCUAACCACUAGCUAACAUAAAGAGUGACAUGUAAUUCAAUGUAGAGAAAUGUAAGGCUGGUGACGGUUAGAAAUGUGUUUUAUUUUAUUGAGUGGUAGACGUAAGAAAUGUCUCACACAUACUUUGUUGGAACUCCUUACUGAAAGUCAACCACCAACAACAGACAGUCAGAUUCCCACACAUACACUGUACCGGCACAAUGUGUCAGUGCUGCGGGCUGGGUGACAGUGGAUCAAACCAUUGUGAGGCAAAGGGCGGGGGUGUCACAAUUUUUUUAAACUUCAAUGCGUUAUAAUAUGUCUAUAAUCAGCAGGGUUGGGUAGGUUACUUUAUAAAUGUAAUCCGUUGUAGU
Esox lucius (northern pike) is the source of this 3411-nucleotide messenger RNA. It is a transcript of the gene sack1fa, whose product is annotated as family with sequence similarity 83 member Fa. The transcript has 5 exons. NCBI's taxonomy places the organism in Eukaryota, Metazoa, Chordata, Actinopteri, Esociformes, Esocidae. The coding region runs from base 221 to 2011 and encodes 596 amino acids. The record is from RefSeq and is a predicted model, not a curated record.